AUGGAGGACCCCUUCCCCGCGGUUCUGAUGCCCGGCGAAGCCGAAGCUUUGGUGGACUCGCUCAAGAAUUUCCAGCUGAGGGAUAUCGGGAGCCAUGGGUGGCUACGGCAACAUGAGUUCAUUGAAAAGCUGAACAUGCAAGCCAUACUGAAUGCUUCUGCAGGCCAUGAGCAGCUCCUUACUGAGCUUCUGGUGAAUAAUGCCAAGAUCCCAACUCUCAUUGAAGAAUUAAUUACUGUGGCCAUCUGGAAGCAAAAAAUCUUCCCUAUACUGUGCAAACUGGAGGAUUUCAACCCCAAAAGCACCUUUCCCUUGUAUUUAGUGCUGCGCCAUGAAGCUUCAAUUAUUAAUCUCUUGGAGACAGUAUUUUUUCACAAGGAGAUCUGUGAAUCAGCAGAGGACACCAUUCUGGAUUUAAUUGAUUACACUCAUAGGAAACUGACCCUGCUAGCAGCUCAAAGUGCCAAUGGGAAGAUACCAUUUGAACAAAAGCUUCAACCUGAAGAUCUUGCCAAUCCUUCAUCAAUGCAGGAAUUAAAGAAGCAAGCUGAAAUGAUGGAGUUUGAGAUCUCACUGAGAGCUCUUUCAGUGUUCCGUUUCAUUACUGAUAUGAUAGAGAGUUUGCCAGUAAGUGCUGUGACAAGGAUGCUGAAUACCCACAAUUUUCCAUGUCUUUUGGUCCAGCUGAUAGAGCAUUGUCCAUGGACCUAUCAUGAAGAAGGAAAAUUGAAGAAAUUUGAGAAUGGUUCAUGGUAUGAAGUUGCCCAUAAAGACUGUAUGAAGAUGACUAAAUUGGAUGGGCAAGUGUGGCUUGCUCUUUAUAACCUGCUCCUUAGCUCAGAAUGCCAGCGCAAGUACGAACUGAAUAACUUUAACAAAAGCCAGCUCCUCAAGCUUCGUGCCUUCCUGACUGAUGUUCUUGUUGACCAAUUUCCCAAUCUUUUGGAGAUGCAGAAAUUCCUGAGCCAUCUUGCGAUAACAGAUCCUGCUCCACCCCAGAAGGACCUCAUACUGGAGCAGGUUCCUGAAAUUUGGGAUCAAGUUGUCAGAAAGAACUCUGGAAAAUGGCAAGCAAUUGCUAAACACCAGGUAAACAAUAUGUUUAGCCCUUCAGAAGAGGAGUUGAAAAGCCAGGCUUACAGAUGGGCAAAGACAUAUAACCUGGAUGUAAUGGAAGCCCUAAUUCCAGAUAAACCCAAGUGUGGGAUGUGUGGCUCUGAGGCCACGAAACGCUGCUCCCGUUGUAGGAAUGAAUGGUAUUGCAAACGAGAGUGUCAAGUGCAGCACUGGCGAAAGCACAAGAAAGCUUGUAACUUGAUUGCUGAUACACUGAAGAAAUUACAGGAAGAAGUACACGUGCAGGCAACAUCCCUUAAGUAA
Molecule: messenger RNA, 1380 nt
Organism: Python bivittatus (Burmese python)
Lineage: Eukaryota; Metazoa; Chordata; Lepidosauria; Squamata; Pythonidae
Gene: ZMYND10
Product: zinc finger MYND-type containing 10
Biological process (GO): motile cilium assembly; inner dynein arm assembly; outer dynein arm assembly
Cellular component (GO): cytoplasm; centriolar satellite
Source: RefSeq, a predicted model, not a curated record